Molecule: messenger RNA, 822 nt
Organism: Neltuma alba
Lineage: Eukaryota; Viridiplantae; Streptophyta; Magnoliopsida; Fabales; Fabaceae
Product: myb family transcription factor PHL7-like
Exons: 6
Coding region: 1-822 (273 amino acids)
Molecular function (GO): DNA binding; DNA-binding transcription factor activity
Source: RefSeq, a predicted model, not a curated record
AUGGCUUCCAAUCGCCCUUCCUCAUCUGAUGCCUCUGCAAAAGAACGCCUUCGUUGGACUCAUCAACUUCAUGAUCUCUUCGUUCAAGCUGUCAACAGACUUGGUGGCCCUGAUAGAGCAACGCCAAAGAGUAUAGUGAAGGAGAUGACGAGCAUGGGGGCAUCUGGAAUCACCAUUUAUCACGUCAAAAGCCACUUACAGAAAUACAGGAUCAACAAGUUGAUUCCAGAGUCUGCUACUAGAAGCAAGCUUGAGAGAAGAAGCAUAUCGGACAUACUGCCUAAUUUCAGCACAUUAGCGACGGUGCAGCUAAAGGAAGCUCUACACUUGCAAAUGGAAGUACAAAAACGCUUGAGCGACCAGCUGGAGUUUCAAAGGAGCUUGAAGCUGAAAAUGGAAGCUCAAGGGAGGUACCUGGAGAGACUGGGCCAAGCUUAUCAGAACUCAACCAUCUCCAGAAAAUCUGCCGGCAAUAGUAAUAAGCUUCAUAGAAAUAAUACUGCACCUACGACGACAUCAAUGCCUUGUCUCUCUGAGGAAUCCGAUGAUGAUGAGCCCGCUAGCUAUGGUUCUAAACACAGUAAUAGGUCCAACGUUGUCACACACAAAAAGCAGAGAGUCGUCGAGGAUGAUGAUGAUGAUACUAUUAGGGUUAAUUUCCCAGCAAGUUUGGACCUUUUUGUUUCCUCUUCUUCUUCUUCUUCUUCGUCAUCACUCACUCCAGAAUUCUGCAACCAAAACUGGGACCUACUUCCUUGGAAUCAGCUUGCAGCUUCAUUUCAUCAAUGUCAAUCACCUUUGGUUCCGAGCUUCCUGCUGUGA